Trypanosoma cruzi is the source of this 2376-nucleotide messenger RNA. RefSeq lists its product as uncharacterized. The transcript has a single exon. NCBI's taxonomy places the organism in Eukaryota, Euglenozoa, Kinetoplastea, Trypanosomatida, Trypanosomatidae. The record is from RefSeq and is a predicted model, not a curated record. Bases 1 to 2376 code for a protein of 791 amino acids.
AUGACGCACAAACCAGAAACGAUCGGAACCCCAGUGUUUUCAACGACGCCAUCAUUGACAAUAAAUACGGGUAACAAUGCCUCCUCUGCUACGAAUACCUGCAAUGUUUUGUCGCAACGUGUGGCUUGCACUCAUGGCGUUGACUUGCCUCCAUCGACAGCAUGGCAGAGAUGGCACCAUAGUAGCGAGGCGAGUUUACAGCAUGUGCGAGAGGAUGCGUCCAGGCAUGGCAACGGUAGCGACAAUGAUAGUCACGACGGCAAGAGCGGGGGGAGCUGUUUGCCGGGCCUUUGUGAAUGUCAAUCCGUGGCGUAUCAACAGGAAACGGAAGCGACAGCACCUGAAGCGUCUCCUCACAUCGCUCCCCUGGUGUUGGUCGAUCAACAACAACAUGAGGGCGGGAUGGAACGGGAAAAUGUACGGCGCGUGUUGGGUAGACCGGACUGUUCUGAGGUGGGGUUAGCACCACAGCCGCCUAUUGCUGUCAGCAAAGUCUCGACGCCUCGUUCCUUUGCAUUUCUGCAAUUUGUUGUGGAUGGGAAGCCCUAUUCAAUGCCCCCAGUGUAUUCCCCCAGGAGUUAUAAGUCGGAAGUUGUCUCCAUGAUUCAUGCGGAAGCAGAAGCAUCCCGUGAAUAUCGCACUGUCGGAAAUUCCGUGCUUGUCACUGCAGGGUACUCGGGCGUUCAUCCCGAGACCAUAUCCUACAGCGGCCAACCUCAUGAACCAGGAGAGUUUUUGCCAUUGCCAAAGGAAUCCAUGGGCAAGACCAGUUUCAAAUGUACCCCACGACAUUGGCGGGCAAACCCCCAUCCAUCGGAAGAGGCGAAGGGUGAUGUAGGCGAAAACUUAACGCCGGAGUGCGCUGCCUGUAAAACGUCGUUUUUAUCCCCACUGUCCUCAGUCGCAGCGUUCCCGCAAGGUGAAGGUGCCUGUGACAAGCUUCUGGCUAGCCGUACCUCUCCCCGAUGUGUGAAGAUGCAUGGCAAGGGUGGCGGUAAGGAAGAUACGGCAGAGAUGGAAGAGAAAAUGGAAAAAGGUGUUUUCAUGACAACAUCCCUUUUGCCUGGUACUUCCAGUGAUUUCUUUUGUCGCGGCAAACAACCACCUGACAAGGGGGUUGAGUAUGGCGAACGGAUUCUUCAAAGUUGUGAGGAAGCAAUCGAUACCACUACACAGAAGCUGUCUUCUCAGCCCCAGAAGGAAACAAUUGACUCUGGACGAAAUCCCUUGGAGAAAACAUGGGUUACCUCGACUAAUGAGAUGGAUACGGGUAAUUCACAGUGCUUAGUAGAUCAUAGUGUAGAUUCUUCCAUGAACAUGCUUUUUCACUUUUCGGUGUCCUCAAUGGGGGCGAUGAGGCUCGCAACAUACUCCAUGGGAGCCUCACAAGGCGUAGUAGUAGGAGGUGGAGGAGGUGGUGGUGGUGGUGUAGGUGGUGGUGGUGGACAUCAUGUAUGUUCAUUCCACGCGCAAUCGAAAUCGUGUGUUCUUUCCGAGGAGAAGCCUUGCUGUUGUCUAACUGGAAAAAACGUGAGCCUUAACGGGCUUUACAUGCGAACCACCCACGCCAACAACAACAUGGAGGGGUCGGUUCAUGAGGAAGAGCCCGCGGCGGCUGUGACGGCUGCGGCUCCAGCCAACACAUCCCCCAGCCUGACACUGGAUGCCUCCAUGGACGCUUUGUUUCAGGUUUUAGACGUUCCACCGGAGUUGCGUCUGCAGCCGGAGGGUUUGAUGGAUGUGGCAAGGUUCUCGUUACCAUUGCCGGUGACCCCUCCAGUUGCGACCGGCCCGCUGAGCUUCACUGUUCGCUCAGAUAUAUUUCCAGCUAUCCCGGCACGCGAUGCCACCCGAAACGAGGAUGACCCUUUAAACAUGACCAGCAACAAUGAGGAGGGAACCUCUAUUUGUGGUAGCGGCGCCAACUUUCGGCCGCUGUGGUUCAGUCCUCCCCACCGCCUUAUGGAGCGCAUGGGCAAUGGGGCGACUGGUGUGAAUUCCGUCUCUGGUGACGACCCGUCUUCAGCGCUGUGCCUUCACAGUCCCUCCGUGCUAUUCACGGAGCGGAGGUGUGGUCAACGUGGUAGAGGUGUCAGCCACUGGUCCCCACGUCUGCCAGAGUGGUGUGCCCGGCAUCCUCACAAUGAACAGGAAAGGCACGAGGUCUCAGAUUCUUUAAAAUCUCCAAUGAAAACAGAUGUCAUGGCGCGUUCGAACGGGACGGUGGAAAUUCUUCUGCGCAGUAGUCGCUAUGCGCCAGGUGGCAGCGGUACUUUGGCGAGCAACAACUCCUUAAGGAGGCAGGCGGCGUAUCCUCAUUCCGGAGACGGUGGUACCUUUCAACUACCCACCUUUAGGAGCUUCUCUUAUGAAUAG